CACUGUUUCCUGGCUGGUGUUGCAGUUGCUCCUCCUGUCCAGCAGGUGGCAGGCCAGGGAUUUCCAGCAGCGGACAGUGGGCAGCGCUCAGUGAUCCAACAUGUCUGCGCCCUGAAGGAUGCCGCUGACAGCGUGAAGGUGCCGGACAACCCGCAGUGAAUGGAUCUCAGUUGACUCAGAGGCAGAUUUAAAGAUGUCAAAGAUCUCCAAGGCAGCCAAGGCUGUGAAGAGAUUGGACACAGGCGGUAUUAUCCGAGCUAUUGUGAGGUCAGGGCAAGCAUCCCCUGGACCCCCCCUCGGCCCCAUUCUGGGACAGAAAGGAAUCCCCAUCGGACAGUUCUGCAAGGACUUCAAUGAGAAAACCAAGGAGCUGAAGGAGGGCAUCCCUCUCCCUGUCAAGAUCCAUGUGAAGCCUGACAGAACGUACGACCUGAAGAUCGGCCAACCCACGGUGUCUUACUUCCUCAAGCAGGCAGCGGGCAUCGCGAAAGGGGCCGGCAAGACAGGUCAUGAAACAGCCGGGAUGGUGUCGUUAAGGGCGGUGUAUGAGAUUGCCCAGGUGAAAGCCGAGGAUGACUGCUUCAAAACCAGGAACUCCUCCCUGGAACACGUCGUCAAAUGUAUCAUCGGCUCAGCUCGAUCACUCGGCAUCAAGAUUGUCAAAGAUCUCUCAGCUGAUGAGUACAAACUCUUCUUGGAGCAGAGGGAGGAGAAAUUGAAAACCGAUGCAGCCGAAGCCGCAGCCGCAGCCGAAGCCCUGAUGAGUAAAAAGAAAUGAAGAGCUGCAACAUCCAAUACUGACGCCCAGCACCCAUUCCUGUUUUUAUUUAUCUUUAUAUAUAUGUACUGCAUUCGUACGAGAACAAUGUUAGUAUCAUGUAUGUCAGAUCUCAAUAAAGAGUCAUCUGUUAUGCGA
This is a messenger RNA of Platichthys flesus (European flounder), 916 nucleotides long. It is a transcript of the gene mrpl11, whose product is annotated as mitochondrial ribosomal protein L11. Gene Ontology annotation, molecular function: large ribosomal subunit rRNA binding; structural constituent of ribosome. The record is from RefSeq and is a predicted model, not a curated record. Gene Ontology annotation, cellular component: ribosome; mitochondrial large ribosomal subunit. Gene Ontology annotation, biological process: translation. The coding region runs from base 194 to 778 and encodes 194 amino acids. The transcript is spliced from 6 exons. NCBI's taxonomy places the organism in Eukaryota, Metazoa, Chordata, Actinopteri, Pleuronectiformes, Pleuronectidae.